CCAAGUUAGGAGCUUUCAGCUGCCAGCCUUGGCCCAUCAUGUAAGUGCUGCGGAGAAUUCUUUGCAGUGCAAUUGCAAAAUUACCUGUUUUGCCGACGCCUGCGGGGGCUGUGCAUUCCUACCAACGCCCUGUACACGGACACGCACUCUUCGGACGCAAAAAGGCUCCAAGUGCAUGAAGAUCGAGGCUUGUAUUUUGCAUCUUUGUUGCAAAGCAAGCCGCUGAAGCUCCAGUACGAGGGCGAUGGAGGGAGGGAGUGAGAAAGAAGGCAAAGUCUUUUGUGCUUCCCCUCCCCCUCAUCAAAGCAAAGGGGAAAUGUCUCAGCCAAAGGGAGGUAAGAACAUGAAGCCGAUCUCUCCGGUGCUCAAGCUCUCCAAGGAGGUGUUUGAGCAGCCAACACCCGCCGCCGUACCUCCCAGAGAUUUGGAUUCAAAGGCUUGUGUAACGAUUGGAGAAAAGAAAUGUGAGGUGAAGGCGGACGACCUGGAGCAGAUCUGUGAGCUCGGCCGUGGAGCGUACGGCGUGGUGGACAAGAUGAGGCACGUGCCCAGCGGCCUGAUCAUGGCUGUUAAGAGGAUUCGGGCAACAGUGAACACUCAGGAGCAGAAGAGGCUGCUGAUGGACCUGGACAUCUCCAUGAGGACGGUGGACUGCUUUUACACAGUCACCUUCUACGGGGCGCUAUUCAGAGAGGGCGACGUCUGGAUCUGCAUGGAGUUGAUGGACACGUCCCUCGACAAGUUCUACAAGCAGGUGAUUGAGAAGGGCCUAACCAUCCCCGAGGACAUCCUGGGAAAGAUCGCUGUCUCAAUAGUAAAAGCUCUGGAGCAUCUGCACAGCAAUCUGCAAGUCAUACACAGAGAUGUGAAACCCUCCAACGUACUGAUCAACACUCAGGGCCAGGUGAAGAUGUGCGACUUUGGCAUCAGCGGCUACCUGGUCGACUCCGUGGCUAAAACAAUGGAUGCUGGCUGCAAACCCUACAUGGCGCCAGAGAGGAUCAACCCAGAGACGAAUCAGAAAGGCUACAACGUGAAGUCUGACAUCUGGAGUUUAGGAAUCACAAUGAUCGAGCUCGCCAUCCUGCGUUUCCCGUACGACUCAUGGGGGACGCCCUUUCAACAGCUGAAGCAGGUGGUGGAAGAACCUUCGCCCCAGCUUCCUGCCGAAAAGUUCUCCCCAGAUUUUGUGGACUUCACCUCUCAGUGCUUAAAGAAGGUUUCCACAGAGCGGCCGACUUACACAGAACUCAUGCAACAUCCCUUCUUCACCUCCCAUGAGGCCAAAGAAACCGACGUGGCUAGCUUUGUGAAAGUCAUCCUCGGGGACUGAUCUCCACAUUCGCAUGGGGAGGGAGUGACGAUCUGAUGAGAAGAGGGGAAAAAAAGAAAAAAAAGGAGAAGUACCGAUGGCAGCCCCCCUUUACCUGCUGGACUCCCUCUCACCACUCCCUCCGGAGCCCAGAGCACGAAGCGGAGUGAGGAGUUCAUCCCCCUGCCUCCCACCUGGCCUCCAUUGUCCUCUGUGACGUGGCAGGAGGGGUGGGGGAAACGGGUGCCUCUCUCUGGAAUAAUUCAAGGUCUCCGUAUACCAAACCUCCCUCAUCGAUUCGAUUAGCACCUCCACUGUGCACCACCUACUCAAACAUUAUUAGAGUUGACUGCGUGGUCUGCUGUGGGGGUCAAACUCAAGUUUUCUUCUCUUGUUGCUGAAAAAUGAAGGUGGAAGAGGUGCAGAGUAUAUGAAAAGAUGAAUGAUAUAAUGCUAUCCGUGUAUAAUCUACAUGUUUGCCUGCUCAAAGCGAGUGUUGCAUCAGAUUUUUAAUUGACUGCAUGUACAGAAUAUAUCUGUGGCCGGCUCAGACGGCCGGUCAGGAACAGUUGUAGUCAGUUGUUGACUUCAGGGGUCCCCUAGUGGUUCUUAAUAGGUACUGCACUUCAACAGCUUUUUUUUUUUAAUUUUUUUUCCCCUGAUUACAUCAGAAAUCUAACUACAUGUUUUGGGCUCUUGGCUGCCUCUGAGGAGUGUGAAUGUGAGUUGGUUUAUGAUUUAUGUGUGUGUUCGCAGGGCUGCAUGGCUCUGGAUGCAAAUAUAGUUUAAAUUUUCCAUUUGGAGUUGAGAAAAUAGAUUUUCUGAUUACUUUUGUCUCAUUGUGCCUGUGAGAGCUCGUCAGGUGUUCUCAUGCUCUCAUUUAACUUCAGUUCCGUUUUUCAGGCUGUUGUGCUGCAACAAAUUAAACAUGCAUCUGUUUUCUUUGCUCAAUUCUCUAAAACAUAAAAACAAAUACAUUUUAAAAAAUUAUCUUUUUAACUGGGUAUCAUACUUUUUUAUUUCGGGGACCCUGACUCAGUUUUGUUCACAAACCAAAAAUAAAGGUGUGUAAAGCACAAAUUUUAGCCGCCUUGUGACAAUCAGACUAAGAAUUCAUCUAUAUUAGAGAAAAAAAGCCUCUGCACCAUUGAUAUGCAUCAACAUGCAGCUUUAAUGUUUAGAAAAGCUUUGUAUGCAAUGGAAAUAAGCAGUACAGAAAGAAACUGAACAAAACAAGCUAUUCCAUGCCAAAUUAGCUGCUUUUUGCGUGACCAAACCUCUGAAGUCAGGGGGAAAUAUACGACAAUCACUCUUUAGGUUCAGGUUCAGUUUAUUGUCCUUUGCAUGCAUCCAUGAAACAAAAUUUGUACUCAGGACCAGCAGUGUACAGCAUCUUAAAAAUAUUCUAUAGUAAUUUAGAGACAAUAAGUAGCACAGCAGUGCAUUAGUGUGGCAUGGAGUUCUCCUAUCUGACAGCCUCUGGGAAGAAGCUGCAUUUGAGCCUGUAGUUAUGGCCUUUAUGUUCAUGGCCAAGUGGUUGAAUCCUGCUCCUGCAGCUGUUGAUGUAGAUAUCCACAAUGGAAGGAAAACUGCUGCGGGUGAUCUUCUGGGUGGCUUUCACCACCCUAUGCAGCACCUUCCUGUCGAUGGUGGAACAGUUUCCAAACCAAGUGGUGAUAGAGAGGGGGUGCGCUCCACCACGCACCUGUAGAAAGCUGCCAGCAUCGAGGUAUUGAGGCUGGCUUGCUUCAGCUUCCAGAGGAAAUAAAGGCGCUGGUGGGCCUUCUUUAAGAUGUUGGGGGUGUUUAUGGUCCAUUUAAGGUCCCUGGAAAUGUGAACUCCAAGAUAGUUAAAGCUUUGGGUCAUUUCCACGGUUGUUCCAUUAAUGAAGAGGGGGUGUGGCUCCUCCUCCUAAAAUCCAUGACCAGCUCUUUUAUUUUCCCCACAUUUAUGCAAAGAUUAUUUUCCCUGCACCUUCCACCAGAUCCUCCACCUCCUGCCGGUACGAUUCGUACAAAUUAAUUUAGAGCAAGAAAUGCCUUUAAAUUUGUCCAGGUGGAGUGUUUCUCCAAGGAAAAACUACUGUCAUUGAUUGGUUGUUUUUCCAUCCAUAUGUUUGUAUGCAGAUUUUUAAUUAAAAGGUAAUAAAAUCUCUGCAUUGUUUGGUUGAGGUGGAAAAGUUGCCAUGUCGGUGAAAACGGUUAUUUUCAAUUAAAAAAAGAAAAAAAGUAUUUUUAUUCUUAGUCAGAAGCUGCUGAGCGGGAUGUGAUGUUUUACAGCGAAAUCCUCUCAUCAUCGUCAGUCCACAUAAAUUUCUCCUUUUUUACGCCAUUCUUCGCCACCAUCUUCUUUGUAUGCUUGUUAACAUCACACACCUUUAUGUGCAUGCUCCUGUUCGUUCCUGUUUUUGGUUUAUUUUCUGUGGCAGUGUUACAGCGCCACCUACAGGCCUGGUAUAUAUACUACAGUGUUUUUAGUGGUUUUGCGUAGACACGCUAAUUACUUAAAAUGAUUCCAUCUCUGUGGAAAGCUUUUCCUUCUCCGUGUGGACAUAGCCUUAAUGCCAACAAAGCUGAUAUGGAAAUCUGGGCGGAGUCUGAUCAGGCCAGUGAAACUGACCAAUGAGGACAGACUGGGCAUCUCCUGAACACCACAGCAAUCUGUCAGCCAUUUUAUUGACUUGUUUCACUUUAUUCCUCUGGUUUGAUGCUCUCGAUUGAAGAAUACAUCCCACCUGGUGUUGAACAACCUGAAAAACUCCUUUGCCAAUAUUCUCCAAAUGUAUAAAAUUUGUGCUGUCUGGAUGAAAACAAGCUAAUAUGUUUGUUUGGGUCUCUGCAGCUCAGAAUAUUUUUCCCUCACAGUUUCAGCUAAAUGAAACCAAAACAUCAUUUUACUUUUACACAAAUAUGACGUCGUCCCGCGUCUUUUUAAAGGCUUAAGUUUUCGACACCUUCAGUUUCCUUCAAGACAUUGUUAGUGCUGCUGUAUUAAUGAGGAAUGAAAAGGGAACUCUUGAUGAAUACUUUCACCAUCAUGGCAGCUUUCGCCUCCUCGUGCCUUCUUCCGAAUCCCAACCUCGGAUCAUCCGUUACAGAUCCCUAACUAUGAGUGGUGAAUGGUGCGAUUCAGACGCUGCUCAACGAUCUAAAAACUAUUUGAUGGAUGCAGAUGAUUCUAAUUUUUCUGGAAAUUUGUUGCAGCUCAUCGUCUUGAUGAUGCAAAUGUUGCAGCAGAAGCUGGAUGCAGCCUUGCAGCCCUGCAAAGCACCACAGGGGUUUUUUUUAGGCAGUGUGUGUGUGUUGUGGGAGAAGAUUGUCCUUUUUGUUGUCUGUACUGAGCCAAUCACAACCCUUUCCACUCCAUGCUCAUCAUGAAAGGAACUGGACAUUAUUGCUAUUAUUGUUAUUAAUAUUAUAUUAAUUAUUGUUAUUUAGGUCCAGUUUUCUUCUCCAGACAUAUUUACUGCAGCUUCUCUUAUUUAUUACAACUGCUGUCUCCCUCUGAAAACUUGACCGAUCCAUUAGAGACUUUUCUUGUGCGUUUGUGUGGGCUGUGUUUGUUUUUGUCAUGUUUUUGGCUCAAACCUGUAAAUGCUUUUAAACUGUAACUUGCAAGCCUUCUAUGUGCCUCUAAAUACACAAAAAAGACUAAGAAAUGAAUAUGUUGUGUUAAAGAUGAUGCAGGUAUGAGGUCCCUCCCUCUUCACACGCUGCAUGGCAUCAUAAUUCCACUUCCUGUUUGCUUUGAUUAUUUUGUGUUGUACUGUUGCUGGAGCUCGAGGCUGUCUCGUCUGCGCUCGUCUGUCGUUGCCUUGGUUUUUAGCUUUUUCUCACAGUGGUUUCUGAGGGUGGAAACUGGCGAGGCCCAGCUGAUGCUCCAGUUGUUGAUACAAUUACUACUUUAAUAUCAAAACUGGAAACACGGAAUGCUGCAUGCGGCUGGGUGUCGUCGCAGUUGGACAAUUUCAGGUGUCCUCCUGCCUUUUUGAUAUUUACUUGCUCAAUUAUAACUUGAUAUUUGUCAUUAUUUAAUUCUGUCUUCAAUCAUGUUUUGAGUUGAAUUUGCUUAAAGACUCAGCCUGUGAUCUAAACAUGGGUCAGAUCAUUUUAAAAUUAACAGGAUUUUUACCAUUUCUUCCUUCCGGUAACAGCAAAUUAUAGUCCGCAGCUGUGCAGCAGCUUUAGAAAUCCUUUAAAACUGCUAAUUUAAAUCCAUCAUAAAGGUAAAUGUUUCAAAACCUUUGGGAGCCAAAACACUUGGCAUCAGCGAUGUGCGAAGCUGUAUUUAAUGAUUUUUACUUUUGGCCAUUAGGGGGCAACAGAGCAAGCUUCAAAGUCAGUUUGUGACUUCCUAUUAAAACACUUUUCUUAUUUUAUCAACAAGCAGGAAGGGAGACUAGCUCGCUCAAUUUUUUAUUCAUUUUAGUCUCCGUUUCAUUCUCAGCCAACUCCUGAAGGAAACGCACGUGGCCAGUUGUACAAAGCACCCGGAACUAUUCCUGAUAGAACAAGUUAAGAAGUGGUUUCCUUAAGAUCCCAGUUUUUACUUCUUAUAGUGACAAAGUUAUAUUAUACUUAAGGAAUCCCAUAAGUAACCACGUUGAGGAAAGAUCCACAAGGUACCUCUAACUCUAUCACAUUAGCGUGUUCUGCAGGAAAUAAAGAAAAUCAAUAUAUUCAGAAUAGAUUCUGAAUUGGAUUCCUAUUGGAUAUAUUUAAUACAGGGUAUUAAAGGUAUCGCCCAACCACAACUGAGGAGUCAGAUCACUCCUCAGUUGUGCUCUUUUUCAGCCUGUUCACUGUUGAUGACCGCGUACCACGUCAUGCAAUGAGUUUCAGUCACAUGAUCUGCUGAACACUGCAGAGAUGUUCAGUCCUAAAUACACGAGGUAGUAAUAAGAGCAAACCUGGCUUAAUAACAGCAUAUAUAAUGGCUGACAGCACACAAAGUUUUCCAGUCAUACAAUAUGAAGAUCAAUUCAUUAACACAAAGUAUGCAGGAUGAAGUCUCCGGUGAAGCUAGAGAUAUUUAUUUCAGUUAAGUGUAUAAAAGUUGUCUUUAACUCAAGACACUUUUAUUCAUUCUGUGCAACAACCAUGAGAAAAACCUUUUAACUAAGGACAGAUGUAAAAACUUUGGGUGUUUUGUGCAACUGGAAUUUCUGGAGGCUUUCUUUGCCAGGUGGUUGAGUAUUUAUUAGGUAUCUUAUUGCCCGUACAUUUCGAUUAAUUUUAACUCUAUCUUUUGCACGUCAAUAAGAGAUUAGACUGCACAUGCUCAUUCUUUCGGUUUAAAACAUGAUUGUUUUAAACUGAGCUUUGACCCAGUCAGGCUCUGAAUUACAACCUGGGCCAUCAGGGUUUAGUUGCUGGGCCUUCAAUAAACUGCUCAGGCUGCAUCUAUCAUCACUUCUCCUUUAUAUUUCUGUAAAGAAAAUUCUGACUUUGCUGUUUCUCCCUUCAGAACAAAGUCUUUUGCCCUCAGUCUGUCAUGUUAUCUGAAGGUUUCCUGUUUUGCUGCUGAUUAACAACCUUCCUCUCACCCUUUUAACCUGCUCCCAGCUAGACUCAGGUCCCACAGCCUUCGCUUAAAUAACUGCUGGAAGUGUUGCUUACAGCUUCCUUCUCCUUGUAUGUUCUGUACCGAACCAUCACCCCUCCUCUGCUACUUCCUGCCGCCAUGGCUGCGCUUCACCAUGGCAGAUUCUUCUGAGGGGCAGAUAAAACAUGGUGGAUCUUAUUGUGUUUUUACUCCUAGAUCUCAUUAGCACCUCUCUUUGCAGAGAAGGUGAGUCAGAGGGCUUGUGACAGACAUGAGUCAUCACAUUAAGAACAUAAAGGGCUUUCUCAUUAAGACAUUUCUGUGCCAAAAAUGGAAAUGUACUCCUGAGAAACUCUUUACUCUAUUUACUCUUACUUCACUAUGACGGGUCUAACUCCUCAUGUACUGGUUUUGUCUUUACAUCAACUAUUUCACUAAUUUAGCAAGUGUGGCCAAAGAGGAACAGACCCUUUGAUUCAUCUUUACAUCUCAGCAGUGGAUUAGGUGUGUGUAGUGUAUGUUUUAAAGUGCCUAACAAUUAAUUUCUGUGGCUGUAUAUUUACAUUUAAACACUUCUCUAUGUUGGUGAAUGAUGCUGAAACACUGUUGUGGUCCUUCAGUUCCUCUCCUGGACCCACUGACACUGCAUGUUGCUGUGAUGUUUUCACUGUACUUCGGAGCCAUAUCACUUAGUCACUAUGUAAGAGCGUUUCUGUAAAAAAAAAAAAAAAAAAAAAAGCUCAUUUAGUGGAUGAAAAGUUGCUGUCUGCUCAUUGUGGCGGUUUGUGUUUUCCUGCCUCAGCGUUGUGGGGUAAACUGGGCCCGAGUCUUUUUUGCUGACCUGUUUGUUGUUUUCCUCUCGCUUGUCAGUAUUGUGGAUUCAUGCAAAUGCAUAUUGUCAUGAUAUCAACCCAAAAGUAACGCAUCAUCCACGGUUCAUGACGUGAUGUAAACAAAGCAUGACCUUCAUGUGGGUUCCAUCCAGGAGGGGCUGAAGAACCUCUGCCACCUCUGCUCUGAAGUGCAUGACCAGGCAACAGUGAAAUCCCUCCAGAAGUCUCUGGUGUCCGUGUGUGAGAACAGAUUUAGAUUUUAAUUGUCUUUUAUUUAAACAUUCAGCAGUCUCCAUUAAUCUGUAUCUGAGGCUUUUUUCACACACAAGACACGACACAUUAUCACAAACACUCUGGAGUGGACUCUUCAAUGUAGACAGAAGACAGAAAAUAAGACAUGCUGAGGAAAUCACAGUUGUGUUCACAGCACAUUGAGGGUGGUGGACAAGGCUGCCGACUUUUCCAGAGGGGUGAUAUUAGUAAUACAUGUAUUGGGUCAAAUCUGCAGUAUAAACUGAACAGCGGAAAGCAAGCGAGACGGCUUCUGACUGAGGGUCCGGCAAGGUCAACUUGAGCUGCCUCGCACAGCAGAAAUAAAGGGAAAUACAGUAUUUACGGCAAAAUCAGACAUUGUACAACUUCAACCUUGAAAAUGAAUAUUUUGUCCAAGCAGUUUUAUUCUUCAAGAGUCUGAACCCUUUUAAAGAAGCUGGAAGUAUUCAUCAGGAAUAGUUUUCCGGACUUCUUGAAGCUCUUGUUCCGUUCUCUGUCCAGAUGAUCCCACACUGCUUCAGUGGUGUUGAGGUCCAGGUUCUGGGGAGGAUCCAUCCAUCAGACCUGUUUCCACUGGUCUUCAGUCCAGUUCUUGUGUCAUGUGACAUACCUCAGCCUUUCUCCCUGUUUCCCUUCCUUAAGAAUGGGUUCUUGACAGCCACGUUUCUAUGGAGACCAUUUCUAGAUGGAUCAGCUGAAGGUACAGAUACACCUCUAAGGUCCUGUCUUCAGCUAAAAAAAAAAUCCUUUUUUUCUGUUUGACAGAUGUGUUAUUUUGGCAUUUUUCAAACAUAAACUAAACUCUUUGCUAAUUUAUCUGUAAUGUGUCGACACAACAGUGGUUCAUCCCCUGAGUUUGGUGCCUUUUAAAGCUUUCUUUUAAAUGAAAUUCCUCAAGAACUGGACUGAAAAAAAGUAAAAAAUGAAAAACUUUAAAGGAGCUUCAGAAAGCUGGAGAACUAUUGCUCCUGUAAGAGAUUACAGGAUAGACUGGCAGCUUGGAUGGAAAACUUACAGAAAUUAGCUCUGGAUCAACACUUUUUCAACAUGAAGGAUAUACCAGACUAAAAAAUGUCAGACUUUGCCAUGAUUUGUGGUCUCAGAGCCUCACGACUCCACGCUCUCGUUUCUUUUGACACUUCUGGUCACAGAUGACUCACAGUCGGUUUUCAACGGGCUGAAAUGAGAUGAGAGUGGAGUGUAAUUGUGCACCACAUGGCAUCUUCCUCUAUAUGUGUGUGUGAUUCUGUUCCCGCCGCCUGCUGGGCAGAGGUCAGCUCUAUCUUCACCCUGCUGUUCCGGAUAAAAUCAGUCAGUGUCACCCUCCUCAGAGCCUGCGUCCAGAAAGCUUUUUCUGUUUUGCGUCUUUGUGUCUUCUCUGUCAGCGUCCAUAUCCGUCUGCCUGCAUGUUGGAAAAUCACAUCCCUUUGUGUCCUGCUGUCCUGCUGAGUAAACGCCGCUCGCUGGGGAGCAGGACAUCCGAGUGGAAACAUCCCAUGAUGAUCUCCCUCGUCACCUCUGAGUCCAUCUGACCACCCAAAAACAAGCACGUAUUUGUGGAUGAUGCAGCUUUGACUGGAACAAGGCAGAUUUAUUUAUUUUUAUUUUAUAAGUGAGGUAGAGAAGUGGCUUUCUGAGAGAACCGGAGGACAUUUUGUUCUCUCAAGUGUGUCGGCGGACAGAUGGAAAAUAUCAGAAAGCUCGUGUGAGGGAUGUGUUCGGCCAGACUUUUCCAGAUUAUUUCAGGUGUAGUUUUGUCAUUUGUAAAUCCUGUGACCCGUGGAGCUUUCUGUUGGUAAACUGCUGGUACACAGCGGUAUGUGACUUCUGAUGUUGCAGUGUCGUGUUCUUUAAUUCUUGGCGGGGAGGGUAAUAGUCUAGGGAUGCUACUGUACGGACGGCAGAAGGUCUUUAUGUUGCUGUUGGAUGGGUUUGGGGAGGGUUACCAUGGCUACAGGUCUGUGCCCCAUGGGAAGUGAAGUUCUCAGUAUAUUUACACGUCUCUUAUGCCUCUGCUAAAGACUGAUGACUGUUCACUUAGAGCUCAAUGAAUUUCUAUAAAUAUUUUAGAUUGCUCAAACUGAUUGUGUGCAAUUGUAAUGAUGGAAAUUCAAUAAAAAAAGAGGUAUUUUUACACAAUAA
Messenger RNA from Melanotaenia boesemani (Boeseman's rainbowfish), 10104 nucleotides. RefSeq names its product mitogen-activated protein kinase kinase 6 (gene map2k6). Gene Ontology annotation, biological process: MAPK cascade; protein phosphorylation. Bases 245 to 1333 code for a protein of 362 amino acids. The record is from RefSeq and is a predicted model, not a curated record. The transcript has 12 exons. Gene Ontology annotation, molecular function: ATP binding; MAP kinase kinase activity. Lineage: Eukaryota; Metazoa; Chordata; Actinopteri; Atheriniformes; Melanotaeniidae.